CAAUCGGGUCGGUCCGGGUCGGGUUCGGUUGCUUGCUUGCUGGGCCAGGUUCGGGGCCGCGGAGCGGAGAGCGGAACGGGGGGGAGCGUCGCUCGAGGGGGUCCCGAUCCGCCACCGCAACCAUGCCGGCCGUUUCCAAGGGAGACGGGAUGCGGGGCCUGGCCGUGUUCAUCUCCGACAUCCGAAACUGUAAGAGCAAAGAGGCUGAAAUCAAACGAAUCAACAAAGAGUUGGCCAAUAUCCGGUCCAAAUUCAAGGGAGAUAAAGCCUUGGAUGGUUACAGCAAGAAAAAAUAUGUCUGCAAGCUGCUUUUCAUAUUCCUGCUGGGCCAUGACAUCGACUUUGGUCACAUGGAGGCUGUCAACCUGCUCAGCUCCAACAAAUACACAGAGAAGCAAAUUGGUUACCUGUUCAUUUCAGUGUUGGUGAACUGCAACAGCGAGCUGAUCCGCCUCAUCAACAACGCCAUCAAGAAUGACUUGGCGAGCCGCAACCCCACCUUCAUGUGCCUGGCCCUGCACUGCAUUGCCAAUGUGGGCAGCCGUGAGAUGGCCGAGGCCUUUGCCUCUGAGAUCCCCCGCAUCCUGGUGGCCGGUGACACCAUGGAUAGCGUGAAGCAGAGUGCUGCCCUCUGCCUCCUGCGCCUCUACAAGACCUCACCCGACCUGGUGCCCAUGGGAGAGUGGACGUCGCGGGUGGUGCACCUUCUGAAUGAUCAGCACAUGGGCGUGGUCACAGCUGCCGUCAGCCUCAUUGCCUGCCUCUGCAAGAAGAAUCCUGAUGACUUCAAGACGUGCGUUUCAUUGGCAGUAUCCAGGCUCAGCAGGAUUGUGUCAUCGGCCUCCACAGACCUCCAGGACUACACCUAUUACUUUGUGCCAGCCCCCUGGCUCUCGGUCAAGCUCCUGCGGCUGCUUCAGUGUUAUCCUCCCCCAGAAGAUGCAGCAGUGAAAGGACGUCUGGUUGAGUGCCUGGAGACUAUACUCAACAAGGCCCAGGAGCCACCCAAGUCCAAGAAGGUCCAGCACUCCAAUGCCAAGAAUGCUAUCCUCUUUGAAGCCAUCAGUCUCAUCAUCCACUACGACAGCGAACCCAACCUGUUGGUGCGGGCAUGUAAUCAACUCGGCCAGUUCCUACAGCAUCGGGAGACCAACCUCCGAUACCUGGCCCUUGAGAGCAUGUGCACCCUGGCCAGCUCUGAAUUCUCCCACGAGGCCGUCAAGACCCAUAUUGAGACCGUCAUCAAUGCCCUCAAGACGGAGCGGGAUGUGAGUGUCCGCCAGCGGGCUGCUGAUCUCCUCUACGCCAUGUGCGACCGCACCAACGCCAAGCAGAUCGUCUCGGAGAUGCUCAGCUACCUGGAGACGGCAGAUUACUCCAUCCGCGAGGAGAUUGUGCUGAAGGUGGCUAUCCUUGCUGAGAAGUACGCAGUGGACUACAGCUGGUAUGUGGACACCAUCCUCAAUCUGAUCCGUAUCGCCGGGGACUAUGUGAGCGAGGAGGUCUGGUACCGUGUCAUCCAGAUUGUCAUCAACCGAGACGAUGUCCAAGGCUAUGCUGCCAAGACGGUCUUUGAGGCCCUACAAGCUCCCGCCUGCCACGAGAACAUGGUGAAAGUUGGCGGCUACAUCCUAGGGGAGUUUGGGAACCUCAUCGCUGGAGAUCCUCGCUCAAGCCCUCUGGUGCAGUUCAACCUCCUGCACUCCAAGUUCCACCUCUGCAGCGUCUCCACCCGGGCUCUGCUUCUCUCCACCUACAUCAAGUUCAUCAACCUCUUCCCUGAGACCAAGGGCACCAUCCAGGAAGUGCUGCGCUCCGACAGCCAGAUCCGCAACGCCGACGUAGAGCUGCAGCAGCGGGCGGUUGAAUACCUCAAGCUCAGCUCUAUCGCCAGCACCGAUGUCUUGGCAACGGUGCUGGAAGAGAUGCCUCCAUUCCCUGAGCGCGAGUCCUCCAUCCUGGCUAAGCUCAAGAAGAAGAAGGGCCCCGGAGCUGGCAGCGAGCUGGACGACGGCAAGAAGGACCCCAACUCCGAAAUCAAUGGGGGCAUGGAACCCUCAACCAGCACUGCCUGCAGGAGUAGAGAGAAAGCAUGCUCCCACAGCGCAGGGCCCGGUGCCUUUUCCUCUGCCCCCAAGUCGACGCCAUCCCCCUCGGCCGACCUCCUCGGCCUCCGGGCAACCCCAGCAGCUGCCUCCGGCGUCCCAUCCAGCGCUGGCAACCUUUUAGUGGACGUCUUCUCGGACAGCCCCUCAUCCGCAACUGGCCUUGUGUCUGGCGCAGAAGAUAACUUCCUGAGCUCAGGGGCUGCCGCAUCUGUCUCUGAGGACCCCGCUUUGCCUAUUGCUGAGGCCGAUGAACUGCUUAACAAGUUUGUGUGCAAGAACAACGGAGUGCUCUUUGAGAACCAGCUGCUGCAGAUCGGGGUGAAAUCAGAGUUCCGGCAGAACCUGGGCCGGAUGUAUCUCUUCUACGGGAACAAAACGUCCAUCCAGUUCCAGAGCUUUACCCCUACAGUCAGCUACCCAGGAGACCUGCAGAGCCAGCUCAACAUCCAGACAAAAGCAGUGGAGCCUCUGGUGGAGGGAGGCGCUCAAGUGCAGCAGGUCCUGAACAUCGAGUGCCUGAGUGACUUCACAGAGGCACCCCUCAUCAACAUAAAAUUCCGGUACGGUGGGACGCUGCAGAACCUCACACUCAAAUUGCCCGUAACGGUCAACAAAUUUUUCCAGGCAACAGAGAUGCAAUCACAAGAUUUCUUCCAGCGCUGGAAACAGCUCAGCCUGCCGCAGCAGGAAGCCCAGAAGAUAUUCAAGGCAAACCACCCCAUGGAUUCCGAAGUUACCAAGGCCAAGCUGCUAGGUUUCGGGAGUGCGCUCUUGGAGAAGGUGGAUCCAAACCCCGAUAACUACGUAGGAGCUGGGAUCAUCCAGACGAAGGCGCUGCAGGUGGGAUGCUUGCUGCGGCUGGAGCCCAACGCCCAGGCACAGAUGUACCGUCUGACCCUCCGCACCAGCAAGGAGUCCGUUUCGAAGCACCUUUGCGAGCUGCUCUCUCAGCAGUUCUGAGACAUUGGCCGCACCAGAGGAGGCGGGGAGGGCGGGGUGCACCGGGGAGAGGGGAGGCUGUUCCUGCACAUGUGGCUGCCUACACCUGCCCCCUCCCACCUCCCUCCAGACCAGGGGCCUCUGGAAAGACUGUACUGCUCCCUUGCCUGUUGUUGUGAUGACCUCUGUGUUCUCAUUGCCUAGCCCGGGCCAGCACCAAGGAAUAAAAAGCAAGGUGGGCGGGGUGGGGAGCAGAAAUGGGGUCCCUGGCAUGGACAAAGUAGAAUUGGGACGGUGGGGAGGGGUGGGUGGGAUGAUUUGCGUGGGGGCGGGGCAUCCUUCUGGGAGUCAUCUUCCCCUUGCCCAGAGGGUGCCUCCCCCCCAGAAGAAAGCCAAGACCUCUCCCAUCCCAUCUGCCUGUCCCUUCCAACUUGGGGUGAGGCUGAUAUUUGUGGUCUCAAUCCCCACCCCUACCCCACAAAUAUCGGCCGGCAUUUUUGGGUUUUGUUUACAGUCCUCGCCCCCUUCUCUCCCCAGACAAGGCCUUUCUGUGGGAGAGCUCAACUCCCCCUGCCUUCCCCUGAGCUGGCUGUGGGGUGGGGUGGGGGAGAGGAAUGGGGUGCGUGGGGGUUUUUUGUGGGGAGGGAACUGCUCGUAAGGGGUUGUUUUUGUGUUUCUUUGCCUUGUGUAUUUCCCCGGGGUGGGACGGGACUGGCUGUUCUUCCUUUCCUUUGUCAUGGACCAUUCCAGUGUUACAGUUGCGUGUGUUUUUGUGGGGAAGUAACCAUAAGUCGAGAGCCUCCCCCCCUUCUCUUGCCUAGAAGGAAAAACUGCACGAAGGUGGGGAGGGCUGUGAGGAAGAGAUGCCUAAUCGACUCCUCUCCCUCUCCCGACUCCCCUCAACCCCACCCUUCCCUCCUGGAGACUCUGGAAUGCUGCCCUCCGUGCAUUUUGGGAAAGCGGGGAGGGAAGGUUCAGUUCAUGCUAUUCUGGGGGUGUCCCAGCUUCCAUGCCGGCCCGGGCUCCAUGUUACUCUGCUGUGUAGGUGUUAUCUAGCGCAUCUUAGUUUUAUCUGGGUUUUGAAUGCCUGUAUCUAUCUCCAUGUGACUCUUAAUAAAGCCGUGAGGGCGGGGGAGAGCCAGGAUCAAGCCAGGCUGGGUCACCCCCACACCGCUGACUGACUCGUUGUGUGCUGCUUUUUAAUAUGUGGAUAAAUGGCAUAGCGGGAGUGGCAGGGCGGGAGGGUGUCCCCACCCCCUGGAGCAGAGUAGCCAUGACUGUGUGAGACAGAAUCUGGUAUUCGUUCCAUGCGGGCUUCUAUAGUGUGAUGCGAGGGCAGCUUUGUCUUCACAGUUGGAACCCACUAUGUUUCGGGUGGGGGUGGUUUGCCCCGACACCCGCAGAAGAGGGGGGUUCAGCUGUAUGGAAUUGGAAGCAGCACUGGUAGGCUGGGAAGCAGUCGAAACACUUUGCGGCCGAAGUGGAACAAUUCCGUUAUGUCAAUGGCACAAGACACAAAGUGUGUGCUUUUGCUGGGGCUAGAAUGCAGGGGUGCUUUCUAGGGUACCCCAGCCGUGGGACUGAAGGCAAGACUUUUUAAAAAGAGGAAGGAGGCCCACUUCUUCCUCAGAAGCACAAUGCAUUUACCUUUGUAAUCUCUCACCUUCCUGCAAAGCCUAAAAGCAGUGGGGAAUGGAGGGGGCUGAUUAAAGAUUAGGAGACCAUGUUCGCUUCCCUAAGAUAUACCAUUUCUGGUGGGUGUUGAAAUCUGUAACAAGCCCCUCCCUUAAUUCUGUGGUGUGAAUAAAUUAUGCAGAUCACCUGCAUAAAUGUA
Molecule: messenger RNA, 4881 nt
Organism: Zootoca vivipara (common lizard)
Lineage: Eukaryota; Metazoa; Chordata; Lepidosauria; Squamata; Lacertidae
Gene: AP2A1
Product: adaptor related protein complex 2 subunit alpha 1
Biological process (GO): clathrin-dependent endocytosis; intracellular protein transport
Cellular component (GO): membrane coat; AP-2 adaptor complex
Molecular function (GO): clathrin-cargo adaptor activity
Source: RefSeq, a predicted model, not a curated record